Molecule: messenger RNA, 626 nt
Organism: Ostrinia nubilalis (European corn borer)
Lineage: Eukaryota; Metazoa; Arthropoda; Insecta; Lepidoptera; Crambidae
Exons: 3
Coding region: 49-561 (170 amino acids)
Source: RefSeq, a predicted model, not a curated record
UAUAAAAAUGAGGAGGCUCUGGCGGAAUUGAGAGAAAUCGUCACUAGAAUGAUCAAUGACGUUGCUAAAAGUCCGCACAACUUAAUAAUAUGUUGUUUAGAUGAAGAUCCUGAAGUUGUUGGAGAAAUUAUAGGAGCCUCUAUAACAAUAGUCGACAAGAAAGACGACCCUGAAACAAAUUUGAAUUUUACGACAAAAACUAAAGAGGUGGGAGUUAGUUUUGCAAUAAUAAGUAAACUUAUCUCUAGAUACAACGCUUUGAAGGAUCAUAAGCUCGACAUUUUUCUUAAUGACAGAGGAGUUGUAGUAAAUCCAAAAUAUAGAGGUCUUGGACUUGCUCAAGUGUUCUUCAAUGUCAGGCGCCAAAUAUGUCAUGAUAUUGGAAUACCUCUCACUGGAGCCUGGAUGACGGCUGCAGGCUCUCAGAAAGCAGCAGCCCGUGAUGGAUGGGAGACGGCCUACGAGAUGACAUACGAAGAUUUCGGAAAAGAAACUGGAAUUGUCUUUGAAAACGUACCACCUACCUGUAAAUAUAUGACCGGCAAGCCAUUGCAAAUGUAGUUGUUGAACUUUAUAACAUUAUGUAUUUAGGUACAUUUAAAUAAAUACAUUGCAUCUGAAAUAUA